GUAUACAUCGUAAGUGCCAGGAGAAAUGUGCUGGCAAAUAUUAUAAAAUAUCAUGCAUAAUGAGCAGCAAAGUAAAUGCUGCCAAUAAAGUUGUUGCUACAAGGAGUAACAAAAAUAUAUUAGAAAAUAAGCAACAUUUGCCUACUUCUGCACUACCUUCAGAAGGACUUGUUUUAUAUGAUAAUGAUAAUACCUUAAUAGAAGUUACUGUGAAAACUAAAGGCCGUAAACGUACAUCAACCAUGGUUAGCAGCAGUCCAACUAGUCACAAAGGUGUAGAAGAGAAAAGAAGACCUAGUAGUAGUGGUGAUGCUCAUCAAAACUGGGGCAGAGUUUUAAGAGAACAAAAUAGAACAGCAAUGAAGCAAGGUUUGCAGCAAUUGGUAACAAGAACAUCAGGUUCAAAGUCAUCAAAAUUUGGUAGUGAAACUAAAGAAACAAAGAAACAUUCUUUAACUCAUCAGAAACAAGAUCAUAAACAUUUAGAUGAAAUUCCUAUCAAACAACCAGCUUCUCACAAAAGAGUGGAAGAACAUUCAAAAUCCACACCACGCACUACAAAUCCAUCAAGUACAUCAAUACCAAGUUCCAUGGAAUCUGUUAUAGUUUAUGAUAAAGCUGUACAAUGUGGUGGAAUAUCUGAUGAAUCUGAUGAUAGAUUUGGUGUAUUCAAUCCAGUUCGGACAUUAAGUUUUUUAAUAAAGGAAUUAGAACACUUAGUUAAGGAUGAUAAAGCUAAUAAAAUUCUUAAUAAUAUGGAACAAGUACUAUUUAGAAUACCAGUGGAACCUGGCAAACCACCUAUUGUGGUUAAACUAGAAGCAACUACGUUUCAACUAGAGGAAACAAGUAGAAAAAUGAACUCGAUGUGUGAAGCGCUACGCGAUGAGAGAGAUUCUUUACAGAGACAAGUCCAUAAGCAAGUCCUGUUAUUAAACGAAGCUCGGGAGCGACAGUUAGACUUAGAAACGACGAUUAAAACAUUAAAACUGGAACUAGAAGAAGCAAUAAAGACUGCUCAAACUAGAGAGAAGACAAUAAGCGAAUUAACGGAAGAGAUUAAGGGUUACGAAUUUUCCCAAAAAGUUAUAGCAGACUUACGGGCAAAUCUUACCGAACAAACCGAACUUGCAAGACAGAGACACUUAGAAGUGCAAUAUUUAACGCUCGAAAAAGAUAAACUUUCUGUUUUAUCGUCAUACAAGGAUUCGUUACUAAUUGAACUUCGUACUGCGAUUAAGGAGUUGCAGAGUCAUAUUGCAGAUCAAUUGAACGGGUUAAAAAAUAUUUAUGUACGCGAAGAAGAAAGUUCGAAUCCACAGAUUUCACUGGUUCACGGAGGUCAUGCAUGUUCAUCACCUACCUCUAUCUCUUCACACGAUUCCAAUAUACCUACCUCGUGGCACGAGAUAUCAGAUGUAUCUCUAUCUACAAUAGAUGACAAUCCAUCCAAAAAUAGAAGUAUGCAGGGUCUUCUGCAUAAGCCAAAUAAAAUAUCAACCUUUUCAGAAACUCAAGGCGCUAAUUUUGACAAGAAACGAACGAAAAAUAUGAAAGAAUCUCAAACUAAAGAUUCGAAUUUAGAAUUUAUCAGUUUGCCUGGUGGAGAAUUUUCACUUACACUUUUACCAUCUUACAAAGACUUUGGUUACACAGAGAUGAGUCAAUCUGUGAACAAAGGAAAGGAUGACGUAACAGUAUUUACUCAAAAGAAUGAUAAUUUGCGUAAUUUUAAAAGUACUAAUAAAUUAUCAUCAUCAGAACAUUUAAACUCAUCUCCUGAAAAGACUCACGAGAAAGAAAUUCAUAUGAAGGAAACGGCGAAAAUGAAAAAGUCUUCUUCGGAAUUAAAUAAAAAACAGAGCUUUGGGAACAAAUCCACUGUAACCGAGAUCAGCAGUAACAUUUUGAAAGAUAAUUCGCCUCAUAAUUUAAUAGGUCCUACAAUAACCGAACAAUUUCAGAAUAUAUUCCAUGAUACCAGGAUUCAAAGUAGAAUGCCAGUCAAUGUACCAAGUCCACCAAGGAGUUAUCCUCAUCCUGAUUGGAGCGAUAGUACCUUACCCAGUAUCAGUACUGCUUCAGGAGUAAAUGUGAUACAAUCCAACGACACUUAA
This is a messenger RNA of Habropoda laboriosa, 2117 nucleotides long. RefSeq lists its product as uncharacterized. NCBI's taxonomy places the organism in Eukaryota, Metazoa, Arthropoda, Insecta, Hymenoptera, Apidae. The transcript has 8 exons. The record is from RefSeq and is a predicted model, not a curated record. Bases 60 to 2117 code for a protein of 685 amino acids.